Messenger RNA from Pelodiscus sinensis (Chinese soft-shelled turtle), 1837 nucleotides. NCBI's taxonomy places the organism in Eukaryota, Metazoa, Chordata, Testudines, Trionychidae. The record is from RefSeq and is a predicted model, not a curated record.
ACUUAACGUGCGUGAAGCAAAAGCAAUUGUUUUCUCUUCUCCCGGAGGCAUAAUGUGUGACGAGACCACUUCCAAUUCCAUACGGGGAGACAUCACAGGCCAACUGUAAAGGCACCUCUUGGACAAGGACACCUUCUCCAAGUCUGACCCAAUGUGUGUGCUGUACACCCAGGGCAUAGAGACCAAGCAAUGGCGGGAGUUCGGCAGGACCGAGGUCAUCGACAACACCCUGAACCCCGAUUUCGUGCGCAAGUUCAUCCUCGACUACUUCUUUGAGGAGAAACAGAACCUGCGCUUCGACCUGUACGAUGUGGAUUCCAAAAGCCCUGACCUCUCAAAGCAUGAUUUCCUGGGCCAGGCCUUCUGCACGCUGGGAGAGAUUGUUGGCUCAUCAGGAAGUCGCUUGGAGAAGCCGCUGACGAUGGGGGCGUUCACGUUACAUUCCAGAACGGGGAAGCCCACACCGUCCGUCUCCAAUGGUGGGAUUCCAGGGAAAAAAUGUGGCACCAUCAUCCUGUCGGCCGAGGAGCUGGGCAACUGCCGGGACGUGGCCACCAUGCAGUUCUGUGCCAACAAGCUGGACAAGAAGGAUUUCUUCGGGAAGUCCGACCCCUUCCUGGUGUUCUACCGGAGCAACGAGGACGGGACGACCAUCAAGGUGGAGGUGUACGACUGGGACCGGGAUGGCAGCCACGACUUCAUUGGGGAGUUCACAACCAGCUACCGGGAGCUGGCCCGUGGGCAAAGCCAAUUCAACAUCUACGAGGUGGUGAAUCCCAAAAAGAAAAUGAAGAAAAAGAAAUACCUUAACUCGGGAACAGUGACACUGCUCUCCUUCACUGUGGAGUCAGAGUACACCUUCCUGGACUACAUUAAAGGAGGGACGCAGAUCAAUUUCACAGUGGCCAUUGACUUCACAGCUUCCAAUGGCAACCCCUCGCAAUCCACCUCCCUGCACUACAUGAACCCAUACCAGCUCAACGCCUACGCCAUGGCGCUGAAGGCGGUGGGCGAGAUCAUCCAGGACUACGACAGCGACAAGAUGUUCCCCGCGCUCGGGUUCGGCGCCAAACUCCCUCCCGAUGGGCAUGUGUCCCACGAGUUCCCCCUGAAUGGUGACCCCGACAACCCUGCCUGCAGUGGCAUCGAGGGCAUCCUAGACGCCUACCACCAGAGCCUCAAGACUGUCCAGCUGUACGGCCCCACUAACUUCGCCCCAGUGGUCAACCAUGUGGCCAGGUACGCCGCCGCGGAGCAGGACGGCUCCCAGUACUUCGUGCUGCUGAUCAUCACGGACGGGGUGAUAUCGGACAUGGCCCAGACGAAGGAAGCCAUCGUCAGCGUGAGUAGCAGGGGCUCCGCUCACCUGCUGUCCAGCCCAGCAUGCCGAUGUCUGCCCGAGGGCACCUCGCCAGGACAGACAAUAGCGCUGAGCAAGCAGCUGUUGCAGGCUGAGGGCUUAUGCAGCAUCCCAAUGAGUUUGUCACGCUCUGGCCAACCUCGGGUGGAGAGACCUGGGUUCUAGAUUAGCCUGUCUCCAGAGGGUCCCUGCGUUCUGUCGGGGCAGUGCAAUGCCCCAGGCACCGGAGAGCUCAGUUAUCACAGCCUGAGGACUUGCUCUGUUCCCCCUCCCCCCCACGCCCACUGAAGGGCACAGUCGGAAGCACCAGCCUUUUCCCUUGCCCACCAACGCCGACUCCAGGGGUGCUCUGGGGCAGGAGGCCCCACAGAAAAAUUAACGCGCGCGCACCAGCCACCUGUCGGGCAGAAGCUCACCAGCCUGACCACCUAUGACUCGAACCAGUGCACCGGACUGUGCAAGCCCUGGUGCCUCACA